AACAGUUUUGUUAUCAUCGACCCCAGAUUCAAAGUCCAGCUAUCACAGUCGAAAAUGUUGCGAAUGUUCGGCGGUCGCACAUUCUUGCAAACAGCGCGUGUUACGAUGGAACGAAAUUUGUGCAGCAGCUCGGAAGUGGCCGCUAAAAGACUUACCGGAAAGGUGGCCGUGGUAACCGCUUCAACGGAAGGAAUUGGCUAUGCCAUUGCGCAACGAUUAGGACAGGAAGGUGCCAAAGUGGUGAUAAGCAGUCGUAAGCAGCAGAAUGUUGACCGUGCUGUCGAUGACCUACGGAAGGGAGGCCUGGAAGUGACCGGGAUCAAGUGUCACGUUGCCAACGCCACUGACCGGAAGGCGCUCUUUGACCAUGCCGCUCAAAAGUUCGGUGGUAUCGAUAUUCUGGUCUCGAACGCAGCGGUGAACCCGGAAGUGGGAGGUGUGCUGGAGUGCAGCGAAUCGGCGUGGGAUAAAAUUUUCGACGUCAACCUAAAGUGCUCCUAUCUUCUGGCCAAAGAAGUACUUCCUUUCAUUCGGCAACGCAAGGGAGGAAGCAUUGUAUUCAUUUCAUCCAUUGCCGGCUUUCAACCAUUCCAACUGCUCGGUGCUUACUCGGUUAGCAAGACUGCGUUGUUCGGACUUACAAAAGCCGCAAGCCAAGAUCUGGCUGCGGAGAAUAUUCGCGUCAAUUGCAUUGCUCCAGGUGUUGUGCAGACAAAGUUUGCCGGAGCUUUGCAAGAAUCAGAUGCGGCUAAAGAGGAGACUCUUUCACGGAUUCCGAUGGGACGGAUUGCACAGCCUAAGGAAAUAUCUGGAGUUUGUGCAUUCCUGGUGUCGGACGAUGCCAGUUACAUUACGGGUGAAACAAUAGUGGCUUCCGGUGGAAUGCCUUCGCGUUUGUAAUUAGCUGAAUAAGCGCAAUCUUCUGUCUUCCAUAAACAUGUUGUUAUUCUGUUGGUGGUUAUGUACCUUUAUUUCAACUUAUUUUCUAUAAAUAAAGUGUUCUUGUU
This is a messenger RNA of Anopheles coustani, 1007 nucleotides long. It is a transcript of the gene Dhrs4, whose product is annotated as dehydrogenase/reductase SDR family member 4. The transcript has 3 exons. Gene Ontology annotation, molecular function: carbonyl reductase (NADPH) activity. Lineage: Eukaryota; Metazoa; Arthropoda; Insecta; Diptera; Culicidae. Bases 55 to 900 code for a protein of 281 amino acids. The record is from RefSeq and is a predicted model, not a curated record.